Messenger RNA from Paramacrobiotus metropolitanus, 3441 nucleotides. Its product is annotated as D(2)-like dopamine receptor. The transcript has 4 exons. Gene Ontology annotation, biological process: G protein-coupled receptor signaling pathway. The record is from RefSeq and is a predicted model, not a curated record. Gene Ontology annotation, cellular component: membrane. Bases 1404 to 3248 code for a protein of 614 amino acids. Gene Ontology annotation, molecular function: thyrotropin-releasing hormone receptor activity. Lineage: Eukaryota; Metazoa; Tardigrada; Eutardigrada; Parachela; Macrobiotidae.
GGUGGAUGACAUUAAUCGUGCCACAGCAGUCGGCUGUUGUGCUAAUUUUCACAACAAUGCGCAUGGCAUGCUGCACCAGGCUGCCAGCAAAAAAAAUUCCAUUACAAUGAGCAAAAAAACAUUUUCUGCACGCUCAUCGUUUUCGCUCUUGAGCCUCCACUGCGCUGCAGCCGAAUGAUUGAGUGAGUGCCGUUCUAAAAUAAACACGUACUCUCCCGACUGUGUCUUCGGCAAAACCAUCGAUCGGCAUUCGACAGCCUGCUCACACACAUUAAUUGUUUUCUCCUGUUCGCGCUUCCGGCUACUUGCAUGGCAGGCUGUCGGAUAUAGGUGACCUUUAUCUCUUCAUCCGCAACCGACCUAGCAUUAAUCUGGCAAACAGGAUUACUUGCUUACUCUAUUGUCGUGCGCGUCCAUUUAUCCGCUGUGAUGAAUGUUAUGUUGACAAAAAUAUCGUAUUUAUUUUCCGUGCAGAAUUUUUUGCGUGGGUGUUCGCAUUUUGCCGGUGGUGGGCCCCUGGUUGCGCAUAUUUUGUACGUACGAUCGAUUGACCAACUGUUAUUAAUUUUACUGAUACGGUAUAUGUACGAUGUACAUUCACUUUAACUUCAGAUGCUUUCCGCAAAUAUUCAAUGAAAAAAAUUGAUCUGAAAAAGACAUACGAAUAACUGCGUGCUUCGUUGAUUGGUGGUCUUGUUGUGCACAAAUACCGUACCGUCCGUACGUAUGUGAAAAUGCAUACGGCACAACUCACAAGUACGCACCAAAAUGAACAAGCGAUGGAUGUUGUGCGGAAGUUGCAUGUACACAGGCGAGACUGCUUGGCAGCCGGAAUUAGAGUGCUGUGGUAAUGCGACAACAUGGACAACCCUUGUCAGAUAUCGGCAAUAUUGACAUUUUUGAUUGGACUAUUAUCUUAAUCGCGACGUCGGAUCUGUCACUGAUCAUCCGGCCGGCUUUUUAGAAAAGAAGUGCUGCCAGUGCACGCACGCGCCUAUAUCACUUUCUCCCGUUCAGACAGCACAUCCUCCGCAUAACGAAGGAUAUUACUUAAUUCAUCUACUCCUCUAUUCAUCAUCUUCCCUUACUUAACGUUCCGGAAAGGUUCUGCUUACAUAAUAUUCUCAACCGACAGUCAUUAGCGGCGCGUUCAAGCGACAACAACCUGUCAGCCAAUGACAAUAAUUAUCAUUAUCCACCGCUGAUAAAUGCCAUUUGAUUUUGAUCGAAUUCAUUGUUGGCUUGUUUACUCUGUCGGUAAUGAAAUUUCGUUAACCGUGAUUGACAAGUGGACUGAAUUCACCACAAGUCCUAGCAUGCUAUUGCCGCCGUACAUGUAAUUGCGCCAGCCACACAGCGCCCAAUUUAGCCGCGCCGGUGCGGAGUGACCUGCGCGCGCCAAGAUGGAACUGACCACCGGGGUCAGCAUCUUCAACCGUACCACUGUCCAGCCGGGCAGCAGCUUCGCUCUGGAGGGAAAACGCGCCUACGAGCUACUGCGCGUUAUGUCACAGCUGCAGCAGACCGGUGCCGAACGGGCCGCCGCCGCCGCGGCUGCCGAACGCCAGAGUCAGUCCAUGCAGAACAAUUUCCAGCUGCUGCUCAACCCGGCCACAGGCUACAGUUACGCCGCAUCCUCCGGGGUGUGGAACGGUGCGCCCAACGGCGGUCCGGGCGACCUGCACUCCCUGACCUACCGCAUCCUGGCCACUCUUCUUCAUUUGGCUAUCUUCAUCCUGGGCGUCACCGGCAACGUACUCCUGGUCAUCGCCGUGCGCCGGACGCGCUCCCUCCACACCUCCACUUACUGCUACUUGGUGUCGCUGGCUACUGCCGAUCUACUGGUGCUGUUCUCGGCGGUACCCGACCAGAUUGUGGCGCAUCACAUCGGGAAUAAAUGGAUAUCUGGUCAGGCCGGCUGUUCCCUGAUGGUCUUCGCCAAUUUCCUCGGCAUCAACGCCGGCAGCCUCAGCAUUCUAGCCUUCACGGUGGACCGGUACAUCGCUGCCUGCCGGCCACUCCUGGUGCUGCGCGUCUGCAAGUGGCAGUUCGCCCGCAAAGUAUCCCUGGCGUUGUGGAUUGUGGCCUUCGUCUACUGCUCACCCUGGCUAGGCCUCACCCAGAUCAAACCUUAUCCCCGGCAGCCCGGUCAGGUCAUCUGCGAUUUCCGGCUAUCGCACAAUCAGUACACGGCCCUUUUUAUCUCCGACCUGCUUAUCUUCUACGUCAUUCCGCUGCUCUUCGCCGGCGGCGUCUAUCUAAAACUGGGCAUCAUCCUCCACAACAGCCUCAAGGACUUCCGCGUCCAAUCCCCGCAAUCCGACAACUCCCCGGCCUCCGACCUUACCGACCACUACGACAGGCCCCAUAUCUCUGCACCAGCCGCCCUCGCUCACUCCAGAGGAAACACCCCGCAUCAUCCGCCGCCUGAGCACGGGGAUGAUGCCAGCUCUGAAGCAUUACGCUCGCCGCAGCACCGGCUCAGCGCGGAUCCCGCUUUUCUGCUCAUCAAACCGCGUGACAGUUCGGAUUCAUCCAGUACAAAUCGGCCCGUGCAGCGCGAGCUAAAGGAACCACUCCUACAGCAGCCGGUACCGGCUGGCGAAGGCAGCAGUGUCGUCGGAGCUCUCGAUGUGAUGACGCCAAUGGAAGGCGGACCCUCUGCGCCGCCUAUCCAUCGCCUCAGUGCAGACCCCAUCUUUCUUCGCCAGAAGCCCAACGAACCUUCUGUCCAGUCCAAGGGAAACUGUCAGGAGGCGGUCUCCUUCCCGGGCACCCAAAAGAGCCUCAAAAGGGCUUCGUUUAAAAAAGUGCGUGCCGCCAGUGCAAAAGACGAUGCGCCCACCCCAACCGCCGAGCAGACCACCGCCCGGCUGAUGGCCAUGCGGCGCGAUCUCACCGAAUCCUCCAUGGCCGCGGUGUGGAUCCGCGAGGCGCCCAAAAACCGUUUGCAGAAGCUAGUCAGGUCGAGAACGCGAGUAUACCGGAUGCUGGUGGUCAUCGUGGUGCUAUUUGCCGUCACCUGGCUACCUUACCGAGGCGUCCUGGUCUACAACUGCUUUGCUGCAGCACCGUGGCUCAACGCCUACUACCUGCUAUUCGCUAAAACCUGCGUGUACAUCAACUGCGCCAUCAAUCCGUAUCUGUACAACAUCAUGAGCCGACGGUUCCGUUUCGCACUGUACCAGGUGCUCACGUGCACUCAGCCGUACAAAGUCAAAUCCGUCAAUGCGCAGUACUCACGAUAAACAGCCGCGGUAGUCCCUGACUGUUCCGGCUUUGCUCAAGAUAACCAUUGUAAAUUGUUAAAGCAUUUCUUUGUGUUCUAUACGUAAAGAUAAUGUACCGCGUACUGCGCCUCUGAUUAUGUGCGCGUACAACGAUGUUUUCCAUUCAAUUUAAUGGCAUUAAGAAGACACAAUCCACUGAAAGGGCAAUAUU